AUGGCGGCGAUGGCGGCUGGCAGCAGCUCCCAGUGUCUUUUCUUGGCUACCCAAAAUGUCCGACGACAAAGGCUGUUGAGGAAGUGCCGACAGCAACAGCAACACAGCACCACGGCUUCUGGCUUCGCCGGCAAACACAGCAGCGGCGACAACUUGUCGUUAACUAACACGGGCAGCGGCACCAACGGCGAUAUCGGCAGCGCUGGAGGUGAAGGGGGUGGUAACGGGCGUUUAGAAGCUUGUUGGCGUCCACAGUUGGCGGUGGCUCACGUCUUCAGCGGGAUGGCACAGUGGCGACUCGUUCUCGGCGGAAACGAAGCAACCAUCGACGGCAGUGAGGCUGUGGCGACGUUCGAUGGUCGACGACCUCCAUAG
Molecule: messenger RNA, 375 nt
Organism: Lactuca virosa
Lineage: Eukaryota; Viridiplantae; Streptophyta; Magnoliopsida; Asterales; Asteraceae
Source: the annotation of a GenBank genome assembly